Talaromyces proteolyticus is the source of this 2580-nucleotide messenger RNA. RefSeq names its product putative translation initiation regulator. Gene Ontology annotation, molecular function: ATP binding; ATP hydrolysis activity. Lineage: Eukaryota; Fungi; Ascomycota; Eurotiomycetes; Eurotiales; Trichocomaceae. The record is from RefSeq and is a predicted model, not a curated record. The transcript is spliced from 8 exons. The coding region runs from base 64 to 2325 and encodes 753 amino acids.
CGUCAUGCUAAGCCUCUUGGAUAGUUCGUCUUGCUGCGGCCUUUAUAUCAGAAGCUGUUCGAUAUGGAGGCGGAGCUCAAAGCACAAAUACCUGGUCUUGACCAUGUCGUAUCCGAGUACUCUGUUGGAUAUCUAACUCAUGCCUCACAUGCAUAUGUAGAGGAUGUAGACCCAAACGCUCCCUCGCCGCUGUCUGCAGCUGCCGAAACUGUGACGGAUAUUCUCAUAUCGGCGUCAGGGGACUUUUCACCGGAGAACGAGAAGGCCAUUCGCAAUUUGGUGGAGAAGUUUAUAACAUCGCUAAACUCAGCUGAUGGCGUGGAUGCUGAACGGAGACAAAUGCCCUUUGCGGCAAAGAAACUUGACCAGACGAUCAACGUGGGCUCUCAAAGAAACAUCUCCUCAACGCUCGGCUUGGUCGGGGGAUCUGUUGAUUUGGAGUCGGCCACUUCGCGCAAAGUCGAGUCCCGUGUAGACAGGAAGAAGCUUGAAAAAGCCGAACGAAAGAUCAGAGCCAAGCAGGACAAAAAGAUUCUCAAAAAUGUACAAUACGAGGCUUCACGAUUGCUCGACCAACCGGAUAGCACACAGUCCUAUGAAGAAUUCUUCAUGGCUGUCAAUCCUUUGCAGUUGGGAGCUGAAGCUCAGUCCAAGAGUAAGGACAUCAAGGUCGACGGUAUCGAUAUUACCAUCGGUGGACAACGAAUUCUUAGUGAUGCAUCCUUGUCACUAUCGUAUAGUCGAAGGUAUGGUCUUGUCGGUCAGAACGGUAUUGGAAAGAGUACAUUGCUCCGUGCCUUGAGUCGCCGAGAAGUUGCAAUUCCUACACAUAUAUCCAUUUUACAUGUCGAACAAGAGAUUACUGGUGAUGAUACCCCCGCACUCCAAGCCGUCUUAGAUGCCGAUGUCUGGCGGAAACACCUUCUGCAAGAGCAAGAUAACAUCACGAAGAAACUCGCCGACAUCAUCGGUGAAAGAUCGUUAUUGGCAGAUACUUCAAAAGAUGCCGCUAGAUUAGAUCAGGAAAGAGAUGGACUCGAUAUCACACUUAGUGAUAUUCACUCGAAGCUCGCCGAAAUGGAAUCGGAUAAAGCCGAAUCUCGUGCUGCCAGUAUCUUGGCCGGCCUUGGAUUCUCAACGGAGCGACAACAAUUUGCGACCAAAACCUUCUCUGGUGGUUGGAGAAUGCGGUUGGCUCUUGCUCGUGCACUAUUCUGCGAACCUGAUUUACUUUUACUCGACGAACCGUCAAACAUGUUGGAUGUCCCAUCUAUUACAUUCUUAUCUAACUAUCUCCAAACCUAUCCAAGUACUGUUCUGGUUGUUUCUCAUGACCGUGCGUUUUUGAACGAGGUGGCCACCGAUAUUAUUCACCAGCACUCGGAACGACUAGAUUACUAUAAAGGAGCCAACUUCGACUCAUUUUACGCAACCAAGGAAGAACGGAGGAAGAAUGCUAAGCGGGAAUAUGAGAAUCAAAUGGCACAACGAGCCCAUUUACAAGCCUUCAUUGACAAGUUCCGUUACAAUGCUGCCAAGUCUUCGGAAGCUCAAUCAAGAAUCAAAAAAUUGGAACGUAUGCCUGUUCUUCAACCUCCGGAAAGCGAAUACGUUGUUCAUUUCAAAUUCCCUGAUGUUGAGAAACUCUCUCCUCCAAUCAUUCAGAUGACAGGUGUUGCGUUUGGUUACACUAAAGAUCAACCUUUACUGCGGGAUGUGGAUUUGGAUGUGCAACUUGAUUCUCGUAUUGGUAUCGUUGGCCCAAAUGGCGCUGGAAAAACCACAGUUUUGAAACUACUUAUCGGCCAACUUGAGACUACAAGUGGUUUAAUCUCUCAACAUGCUCGCUUGCGAGUGGGAUACUUUGCUCAACACCACGUUGAUGCUCUGGACUUGAAUGACAGCGCCGUUGGAUUUAUGUCAAAGCAAUAUCCUGGCAAAACUGACGAAGAGUAUCGUAGACAUCUUGGCGCAUUUGGUAUCACUGGAAUGACUGGUCUCCAAAAGCUCGGUUUGCUCUCAGGUGGUCAAAAGUCUCGAGUAGCAUUUGCCUGUCUAUCCCUCACUAACCCUCAUAUCCUCGUUCUGGACGAGCCUUCCAAUCAUUUGGAUAUCGAAGCGAUGGAUGCGCUAUCAGAAGCUCUUAGGAACUUCCAAGGAGGCGUUCUCAUGGUAUCUCACGAUGUGACCAUGUUGCAGAAUGUUUGUACGAGUCUCUGGGUUUGCGACAAUGGCCGUGUGGCGAAAUUCGACGGAGAUGUCAAUGCCUAUAAGAAAAAGAUAUCUGCCCAAGCAGAUGCCGCAGGAGUAGUGAAAGCCCAUUAAAUCUAUUCACUAGUUCGAAUGAGACAUACUUAUAGGAAUACGCCUCAGCCGGCUACGUAGCGUAUCAUGAUAAACGAUUCGAAGUUCAGGAUCCUAACUAGGUAUUGCAAUAGGCAAGAACUACCAAUCUGCAGAUCUUUCAUAAUGCAAAGUGGCAUGUGAGCUUGUUCGAACGUACAACUCAUUCUUUUCAGCCCACCAAUUCUUUCUCAUACUUGUACUUAGAAUCAAUUGAAACAUGCAACUACUAUGACA